GUUGUGAAAGCAGCUGCAAAAAGGCCGGAGAUAUUAGUUCAAGUUGGCUUGGAGUACAGGUAUAUGCCUCCAGUAGCUAAACUAAUCGAGAUAUUUAGAAGCGGAACAAUUGGACAAAUCAAAAUGGUGUCGAUCCGUGAACAUCGAUUCCCUUUUUUGGUUAAGGUAAAUAAUUGGAACAGAUUUAAUGCUAACACUGGUGGAACUUUGGUUGAGAAAUGCUGCCACUUUUUUGAUUUGAUGAGACUAUUUGCAGCUGCAAAUCCAGUUAGUGUUAUGGCUUCGGGGUCUAUUGAUGUCAAUCACAAAGAUGAAAUAUAUGACGGAAAGGUUCCAGAUAUGAUUGACAAUGCAUACGUUAUUGUAGAAUUCAAUAAUGGUUCUCGUGGCAUGCUUGAUCUUUGUAUGUUCGCCGAGGGGAGUAAAAAUGAGCAAGAAAUCUCUGUUGUUGGUGAUACUGGGAAGGGAGAGGCAUUUGUUCCCGAAAGUAUUGUGCGAGUUGGAAGCAGAUCUGACGGGAGAGCUGGAGUCAAAACAUUGGAAGCUCAGGACAAAAGGAUAAAGUAUGAAGGUCUGCAUCAUGGAUCCAGCUAUCUAGAGCACCUGGAUUUCUUGGCUGCUGUUAAAGCUCAGAACAGCUCAAAUGGUUCUCCUGCUGUUGACUUGAAUGAUGGUCUGUUCUCUGUAGCCAUUGGUGUUGCUGGCCAGCUCUCCAUUAAAGAAGGCCGUUUUGUAACGAUUGCUGAGGUUUUAUCUGAUUAUUGAAACAAAUAAAUUUACAUAAUUAUUACAAAUCAUAAAUGUUAUUAAUUAGGUUUAAUUAAACAAUCAAUAUUUAGGGAGUCACUUACAUAGGAUUCAUUAAAUCCUGUAAAUCCGGAUUUAUGAAGUUCAGGGGCUCUUAAAUCCAUAAAAGGGUUUGAUACAGUUCCGAUUAAAUCUAGUUAAAUUCA
Molecule: messenger RNA, 953 nt
Organism: Phalaenopsis equestris
Lineage: Eukaryota; Viridiplantae; Streptophyta; Magnoliopsida; Asparagales; Orchidaceae
Product: inositol 2-dehydrogenase 2-like
Molecular function (GO): nucleotide binding
Source: RefSeq, a predicted model, not a curated record